Messenger RNA from Rotaria sp. Silwood1, 2583 nucleotides. The record is from the annotation of a GenBank genome assembly. NCBI's taxonomy places the organism in Eukaryota, Metazoa, Rotifera, Eurotatoria, Philodinida, Philodinidae.
AUGCAUAAUAUUUACAUUCAAGAACCAACUACUUGUGGAAAAGUUGUUUUGGAUACCACAGUUGGUGAUAUUGAAAUUGAACUUUUUUCUAAAGAAUGUCCAUUAGCAUGUCGAAAUUUUCUUCAAUUAUGUGUGGAUGGUUAUUAUGAUGGUACUUUUUUUCAUCGUGUUGUACCAAAUUUUAUUGUACAAGGUGGUCAUUCAACUGGUACAGGUGAAGGAGGUGAAUCAGCAACCGGUGAAUUCUUUCCAGAUGAAGUUCAUACACAAUUACGUUUUAAUCGUCGUGGUCUUGUUGGAAUAGUUAAUCAAGGACCAAAUACAAAUGCUAGUCAAUUCUUUUUUACAUUGGGUCCUACUCCGGAACUUGAUAAGAAGAAUACAUUAUUCGGAAAAAUUGUAGGCAAUACUUUAUUUAAUAUGCUAAAAUUAGGUGAAGGGGAAUUUAUUAAUGAAACACCAGUACAUAAACAAAAAAUAAUUAAAACAAAGAUUAUAUCAAAUCCAUUUGAUAAUAUGAUACCUCGAUCUCGGCCUAAACCACAAAUUAUUGAUAAGGAUGAAGAGAAUAAAAAAUCAAAAUCAACUCUUUCUGCUAAAGCAAUAAAAAAUUAUGGUCUUUCAUUUGAAACUGAAGAUGAAGAAGAAAUAACAAAAAUUUCAAUGAAAUUUAAAGAAAAAGGAACUCGAAAAAGUGCAAAUAAUUUAACAUUGAGUAAAAGUACAGUUCGAUUCGAUGAAGAUGAUGAACAAAGUGAUAAAGAAUUACCAAUUAAAAAACAAACUUUAAAAGCAAAAGAAAAAAAUGAUGAAGAUUUUGAUAAAGAAGGCCUUGACCCUAUACAACAAAGAUUUAAUGAAAAAAAAUUAGCAAAACAAAAAAAGAAAAAACAAGUUGUUCUUGAUGCAGAUGAUGAUGAUAAUCAACAAGAGAUUUCAUCAUCAAAAUUCAAUGAAAAUGUUAAACUUAAAAUUGAACGAUUAGAAAAACAAUUAAAAAAAUUGAAAAAAUCAUCAAUACGUAUUAAAUCAUCAGAAGAUAUUGUUCAAGAAGGAACAGAAUCUGCACCUCAUCGAAUUCAUUCAAUUACUACAGAUAGUUUUGUUUUAAUGGAUGAAUUAAUGACAGGUACAACACGAUGGAAUAAAAAAACUCAUAGUACUCAUUUGAGUUCAAGAGAAUCUCAAACACUUGAUCUUAACAUGUCUCAUAGUAAACGAACUCGAUCACCAUCACCUGUACCACCGGAAACACCACGAUAUAAUUUAAGGUCAAAGAAAAGAGCUGGAGAACCUACUGAUCAUUCUACUGAAGAGUCAAUUUACGUGAAAAUUGAUGAAGAUACCCUGAUCAGUGUUACAGAUUUAAUUCAUUUGUUUGAUGAACUGAUCGAAUACAAGAAUGUGAAACCGAGACAAGAUCGUUCUCAAGAUAUUCAAAAUCAAAUCAACAAAAUUGAUAAAAUUAUUGAACAAUAUUUUUUAAAAUUACCAUCAUUAACAACUGCUGAAGAAAAACAAUUACUCAUUUCGAACGUCGAAACUAAUCUAAAAGUUCGAAAAAAACAGUUUUAUUAUGUUAUUCUAUAUUAUAUGAUUAACAAACAUUGGCCGUACAUCAAAAAGCAAGCACCAUCUCUACGUGACCUUGGUACUUUUUUCAAAUUAUUAGAAUUUCUUAUUGACAAGCAAAUAUUAAAACAAUUUGAUGAAAAUUUUGAUGAAAAUGAUGUUUUUAUAUCAUAUCUUAUUACAGGUGUUGCUUAUCUCGUUGUUGCAAAUGAUCCAUGUUGCUCUGUUGAAAGCGUCGAAGACUUUACUGUAGUUCUCUCCCAUGGAUUUAGACUUGUUGACACAUCUAAUCAAGCAUUUAUUUAUUUUUUUACAUUAUUACAAACAAUUUUAUCAACUCCAUUUAUUGUCCAAUUGUGUUGUGAAUUAAUUAAUGAUGAAGAAGAUGUUUCACGACAAACAAUUGAACAAUCAUUACAAGAUAAUAUCUCAAAACUAAAAAUUCAUUUGUAUCUUGCCGAUCUUUCUGAUUAUUAUUGUGCAUUAACUCUAUAUGAUGGAAAGUUACUGUUAAAUGGUUCUGAACGUGGUUUAUUCAAAGCGAUUGACGAGAUGAUUAGAUUCAAUUGGGAAUUGAAUUCAAAUGAUGAUUUAAUGAUUAAAAGAUGGGCAGCACUUUUGAUCGUUAUUAUUCAUGAAAUUGCACAUAGUCUUCGAAGAACAAUCAUUCCAAAAGCACGAAACUUGAUACUAGCUCAAAAACCACCAAAAGGUAUUGAUGAUAGUACUGGUGAAGCUAGAUUUUGUUUGGAAACAUCACUUUUUGGAGAUAAAGUUCACUCAAUUGGUUUACAGGAUGGUGAAUAUUUAUUGAAUGCGGCCAAUUGGAAUGUUGUUAAUGUUGAACGUUUCCAACAUAAAUUCAAACAAGCAAUGGUGAAAGACAAAAAGCAUUCCAAUCAAGGUCGUCUCAAGUUACCAUCCCGAUGUAUUGAAGGAUCCGGUCAUGAUACUCGUAUUCGAAUUGGUGAUUGUGGAACAUCACAAUACGCAAUUCAUCUCAAUAACUAA